AUGGAGAAAAGUAGGAACUCGCUGAUGCUCUGUUUCUCUGCGAUGCUGCUGUGGUUUCUCUCCGCCGCUGCCGGCGCCGCCGGCUAUCUGUACACUCUGUCCUGCAGCCCCGACAAGUACUUCAAGGGCGACAAGGAGCUCCGGACGGGCAUCACGGUGGUGCUCCAGAGUCUGGUUCAGGACUCGUCGGAUCCGGGGGGAACCCAGAUCAAUUGGGAAUUCCAAUACCCUGCCGACGAUCCUCACUUCUACGGCGCCGCCUUUUGCCGGCUGCCGGAACCGGAGGAAUGCGGGCGGUGUCUCAGGAGGGCUAGGAAGACGCUCCUCCACGAAUGUGACCACAGCGCCGGUGCUGAGUUCCGCUGCGAGGUAAGAGCAGCACAGGAAAUCCAGGCAGCCCUCAAUGCAGUCGUAGAAGCAGGAACAACUGCCACAGGAGAAGAAGAAGAAGAAGGGGAAAGAGGAAAGAAGGGAUGA
Messenger RNA from Linum tenue, 477 nucleotides. The record is from the annotation of a GenBank genome assembly. Lineage: Eukaryota; Viridiplantae; Streptophyta; Magnoliopsida; Malpighiales; Linaceae.